Molecule: messenger RNA, 1399 nt
Organism: Drosophila sulfurigaster albostrigata
Lineage: Eukaryota; Metazoa; Arthropoda; Insecta; Diptera; Drosophilidae
Gene: Syx18
Product: syntaxin-18
Exons: 2
Coding region: 87-1268 (393 amino acids)
Biological process (GO): retrograde vesicle-mediated transport, Golgi to endoplasmic reticulum
Cellular component (GO): endoplasmic reticulum; SNARE complex
Source: RefSeq, a predicted model, not a curated record
ACCUCUAGUUGAAAUCGUUAGAUGAUGUGGAAUUUACAAAUUGAAUUGUUGAUUAAAUUUGUUGCAUCCUUAAUAUACACCACAAAAUGGACAUAACACAGCACUUUAAGGCUAGUGUUAUGACGGUACGGCUACAACGUAAGACUGAAUUGGCAGCGGCAGCCAAGGGCAAGCCGCAACAGGAUAAUAAACAACGUACUUCGGCAGCCGGAAAACCGACGUCGACGACGGCCCCCAACGACUUUGCCAAGCGGGCAAAGGAUAUAUGCAACGAUAUAACGACACUGCGUAAUGUGUUGAUCGAGAAUCGCACUGCAUAUAUGCGCAUUGGGCAGCAUUUGAAGAGCGCCACCCACAUGACGGAUGCCCAGCGCGACUUCAUCGAUCGUGGAACCGAGAAAUUCGUGACACUUUGCACACAUCAUCUGGCAAAUAUGCGACGUGACUACAAAAACAAUGCCAAGCGAAAGCCGCAAGAGCGCCAGCAUAUCGAUGGUGUACUUGAUCUAUUGGUUAGUUAUCUGCACAGCGUCGAGCAGAUUUACUUGGAUCAGAAAAAGUAUCGUGUCCAACACGAACUCGAAACAUACAGACUGCUCAAACUGGCGGCCGAUAAAAAGAAGAUUCCAGUGCGUCCUGCUGGAGCGAGUAGCGGCAAGCUUGUCAAGCGUCAGCCGAGCAACGAUGAAGAUGAUGACACUGACAGGGUAGAAACAUCCGUCGAGGAAGCAGACGAAAGCAAUGAUUGGAACAACGACAGCUGGGCCGAGUGGGAUGAAGAGCAGCAGGACAUCUCAUCGAAGCCAGUUGAAACACAGCAAAAGUUGCGUAAACGUAACAAGCGCACUGGACAAAGCAACACAGAUUCCUCAGCGAAGGUGGCGCUCGACGAGGACAUUCAGCAGACGGAGCUGCAGCAGGAGAACGAUGAGGAUCCUCUGAGUGCCGAGGAUAUACAAUUGUUCGAGGCGGAAAAUGUGCACAUCUACAAUUUUCUGCAAGGCGUCUCCGAGGAGGUGGAACAGAUCGAAAAGAACGUUGUAGAUAUAGCACAAUUACAGGACAUAUUCACAGAGAAGGUGGCAAUGCAACAACAGAACAUUGAACGCAUUGUAAGCGCUGUUGUGGGCACCACGGAGAACGUGAAGGAUGCUAAUGAACAGAUUCGCCAGGCAACACAACGCAAUGCAGGAUUACGUGUCUGGUCCUUGUUCUUUUUGCUGGUCAUGUCGUUCUCAUUACUAUUUCUCGACUGGUAUUACGAUUAAAGGGUGUAGAUUUGUUUUGUGUAAAAUCAAAGUGAAAACUCAUUGUUUUGUUAUCGUUCUAAAACACAUCAUUUGUUUAAUAUACAUCAAAUAAAAAUUAUAGAAAAUUUGGUAUUCCAUAUGAAACACAA